GCUUCCAAGUUACUAUUUUUAUGGGGUUUCUGAGUCUCAAAACAAGUAGCUCUGUGAUUCCUGUGCCUUCCUUUGGCUUCUCUUCUUUACGUUUAUCAGUUUCUCCCAAGUACCAGGGAUUAGUUUUUGAUUGUUAUGUUUUAUUUUAGUUUAUCUUAAUUAUCCCUAAGACCUUAGAUACCUGUUUGUUUUCUGGGAAACGGAAAUUUGGUGAAUAACAAUAGGAGGUUUUAUGAGGAGGAAAGGAGAAAAUUAGUAAGGGGAAAAUGUGAUCAAAAUUUAUGAGUUGAGAAAACAAGCUAUUUUCAACAAGAGAUAAAAUUAAAACGAGAAAUAAUUCUUCUUAAAGAGGAAAGGAAAAGAUACCCAAAUGUAUUAUUUUAUGACCAGGAAGAACUUAUUCUAAAACUACUGAGUCCAUUCCAGGUAGUACUCUAUUCAUAUAAAAAGAAUAAAUAAUGAGUAGAAGUACUAUUUCAGUUAGGGAAAUGUCACAUCUUAAGAUAUCAAUCCAUGGGAAAUGAGACCCAUAUUAUGCACAGAAGUCAAACUGCAUUUUAACGUCUGCCUUGAUAUUGAAAAACUGCUAGGUAUUCCUGAUUUCAGAAUGAUGAUUGGUUCUCUAAUACCUUCUAUUUUGUGAGAUUUAGUUCAUUAUAAUGGUAAUUAGGUAUGAGGGAAAUGAGGGAAUGUGCAUGUGAAAAUGUGUGUACAUGUGCAUAAACAUUUAUAUGUGUGCAUGUGUGUGUGCAUGUGUGUGUGUGCGUGUGUGUGUAUGCAUGUGUGAAAGACAGGAAGAAGAAUGUAUGUUCUGUGGGUGUGUAGAUGUCUGGACACCAAAUAUAUUCCAUAUCACAUUCCAUAUCACAGAUAUUCUAGGACAUGGUACCUCUAUGUCUAUAGUACACUCUGUCUAGGAGUAGUUGUUUCCUAAGUUCCAUAACAAACUUGCUGAUUAUGUCUGAUAUAAUCUGCAUCGAGUACUUAAAAUUGUGAUUUUAUAGUUAACCCAGGAGGAUACUUGCCUGGAGACGUCAAGUUGACUGAUAUGUACAGAAUCAUAAAUACUAUUGAAGAAUGACCCUUAAACAAAAUUACUGAACGUUGCUUGCUCCUGGGCAUAAGAACACAGAUGCAGAGCCCGAGGCCCGAGAAUGCUGAUGAGUUCUCCAGAGAGCAAGCUAAGAAGAAAAGAAUUAAUAUAAAUGCAGUGAUUAGCGACUACGAUAGUAAAAAUAGGCAUAGAUAUGUAUGUGCCUAUCUUGAAGGUGCUUUUCUGUGUAACUUGCUUUGCUGCACGUUUACAAAUUAUUUUUUCUUGGUGAAAUUACUAAGAUGUUCUCUUUUCUGUUUGCAAUUCUUGUCCUGAAGCUUUCUUUUCCUUUGUGCAGUCCAAUUGACAACCGUUGUUUUUGGAGAUUAAAAACCAAGACAUUUUGGGAAGGAGACAAAGAACUUGAUUGCUUUUUUUUUAUUUAUACAAGGUUUGGUCAUGUAAAGAAUGAACAGUUCAGUGGGAAUCUAGACAAGCGGUUGACAUCUAAGACUAUCCACUUGAUUUUGACUCUUUAUUUUGCCCUUGAAGAAAUAAACAGGAACCCCCAUAUUCUACCUAACAUUUCACUGCUAGUUAAAAUUGAAUGUGGGCUGCUAGAUGAUUGGACAAUAAACAGUUUAUCUUCUAAAAGAGAAAAAUAUCUUCCUAACUACUACUGUAUAAAUCAGAGAAGAUAUUUAAUUGUACUUACAGGACCAAUGUGGUUAGCAUCUGUCAUAGUUGGGCCACUCCUAUACAUAACUAAGAGGCCAGAGCUUUACUAUGGGCCAUUUCACCCUCUCUUGAGCAACCAAGAACUGUAUCCAUAUCUUUACCAAAUGGCUCCUAAGGACACAUCUCUGGCACUGGCCAUGGUUUCUUUGUUUGUCCAUUUCAGCUGGAACUGGGUAGGAGCUGUUGUUUCAGAUGAUGACCCAGGUUAUGAAUUUAUCUUGGAAUUGAGAAGAGAAAUGCAAAGGAACAAUUUUUGUUUAGCAUUUGUGAGUAUCAUUGUUAGUGAUGACAAUUUAUUUCUGAAAAGGUAUAAUAUCUAUUACAACCAGAUCAAGAUGUCAUCAGCAAAAGUUGUUAUCAUUUAUGGAGACAAAGACUCUCCUCUACAGGUGAACUUUAGACUAUGGAAUUUAUUUGAUAUCCAAAGAAUCUGGGUCACUACAUCACAGUGGGAUAUGAUCAUAAAUAAUGGAAAAUUCCUCCUUAAUUCCUUCUAUGGGACUCUCAGUUUUUCACAUCACUAUUCUGAAUUAUCUGGUUUUAAAACAUUUAUCCAGACAGCAUACCCUUCAAACUACAGUGAUGACUUUUCUCUUGGUAUAUUAUGGUGGGUGUAUUUUAAUUGUUCUUUGUCAUUAUCUGAAUGUAAGAAUCUGCAAAAUUGUCCAAAGGAAAACAUAUUUAGAUGGUUAUACAGGCACCAUUUUGAAAUGUCUUUGAGUGAUACUACUUAUGACCUAUAUAAUUCUAUGUAUGCUGUGGCUUACACACUCCAACAGAUGCUUCUGAAACAAGCAGAUACAUGGCAAAUAGAUGAUGGAAAAGAACCAGAAUUUGACUCUUGGCAGAUGCUCUCUUUCCUGAGAAAUAUCCAAUUUAUAAACCCUGUUGGUGACAAAGUGAACCUGAAUCAUGAAGAAAAACUGGAUACAAAGUAUGAGAUUCACCAGACUUUGACUUUUUUGCCAAAUCCUGUAUUUAAGCUGAAAAUAGGAACAUUUUCCCAAAAUCUAUCACAUGGUCGACAAUUAUAUAUGUUGAAAGAAAUGAUAGAGUGGAACACAGGCCACCAACAGUCUCCAACCUCAGUUUGCAGUAUUCCUUGUAGUCCAGGAUUCAGAAAAUCCCCUCAGCUGGGAAAGCCUGUUUGCUGUUUUGAUUGUACACCCUGCCCAGAAAAUGAAAUUUCCAACAUGACAAACAUGAAUCAAUAUAUCAAGUGUCUAGAUGAUCAGUAUGCCAAUCCUGGAGGAACUCACUGCCUCAAAAAAGUUAUUGUAUUCCUGGGUUAUGAAGAUCCAUUGGGAAUGUCUCUGGCUAUCUUGGCUCUGUGCUUCUCUGCUCUCACAGCUUUUGUACUUAGUAUCUUUUUGAAGCACCAAGAAACACCCACUGUCAAGGCCAAUAAUAGAACUCUCAGCUAUGUUCUACUCAUCUCCCUCAUCUCUUGUUUUCUCUGUUCCUUGCUCUUCAUUGGUCAUCCCAGCUUUACCACAUGUAUCAUGCAGCAGACCACAUUUGCUGUUGUGUUCACUGUAGCUGCAUCUACUGUCUUGGCCAAAACAAUUAUUGUAAUAUUGGCCUUCAAGGUUACUAAUACAAGUAGAAAAAUGAGGUGGCUGCUGGUAUCAGGGGCACCUAAAUUCAUCAUUCCAAUUUGCACAAUGAUUCAACUGAUUCUCUGUGUAAUUUGGCUGGGUACUUCUCCUCCAUUUGUUGAUGCUGAUGGACAUGUUGAAAAAGGCCACAUUUUGAUUUUCUGUAACAAAGGUUCAAUUCUUGCUUUCUAUUGUGUCCUGGGAUACUUAGUCUCCAUUGCCAUUGCAAGUUUCACCCUUGCAUACUUCGCCAGAAAUCUGCCUGACACAUUCAAUGAAGCCAAGUUCCUAACAUUCAGUAUGCUAGUAUUUUGCAGUGUCUGGGUCACCUUUCUUCCUGUCUAUCAUAGCACCAAGGGCAAGUCUAUGGUGGCUGUGGAAGUUUUCUGUAUAUUGGCCUCUAGUGCAGGGCUGCUUUUUUGCAUCUUUGCACCAAAGUGCUUCAUUAUUUUGUUAAGACCUGAGAAAAAAUCUUUUCAGAAGUUUCAGAAUAUACAUUCUAAAAUUUAA
Messenger RNA from Rattus norvegicus (Norway rat), 3879 nucleotides. RefSeq names its product vomeronasal type-2 receptor 116-like. Lineage: Eukaryota; Metazoa; Chordata; Mammalia; Rodentia; Muridae. The record is from RefSeq and is a predicted model, not a curated record.